Molecule: messenger RNA, 665 nt
Organism: Habropoda laboriosa
Lineage: Eukaryota; Metazoa; Arthropoda; Insecta; Hymenoptera; Apidae
Product: transcription initiation factor TFIID subunit 10-like
Exons: 3
Coding region: 282-665 (127 amino acids)
Biological process (GO): transcription initiation at RNA polymerase II promoter
Cellular component (GO): nucleus; transcription factor TFIID complex; SAGA complex
Molecular function (GO): RNA polymerase II general transcription initiation factor activity; promoter-specific chromatin binding
Source: RefSeq, a predicted model, not a curated record
UGCGUGUUUACGAAUAAUAUGUUGAAGUUUGAUAUUUUUUAUAAUUGACAGUGGAGUAUUACCUAGAAAAGUUGAAUGCAAAAUAAAAUUUUAAAUAUUAAAAGAAACUGUGAGGAUCCGUUAAAAGUGAUUUAAUACUUUUAUUGCUUCAAGGUUAGGAUUUAUAUACUCUAAAUCAUUCAAAUUUCAUAGUCUCAAGAGUCAUUUUUUAGUGCAUUCUAUUUUAAGUUAAAUUCUUUCUCUGUAAUGUUUUAAUAUCGCGUGGAAGAGACUAAAUCAAAAUGGCAGAAGAUUUUGGAAGAGAAACACCACCGAUGUACGCAGCAAAUGAAGAAUCAAAAACUGCCGGACAGCCCCUUUCGGAUUUUUUGCUACAACUCGAAGAUUAUACACCCACGGUACCAGAUGCUAUUAGUGAACAUUAUUUACAUACAGCUGGUUUUAAUGCAACUGAUCCUAGAAUAGUACGAUUGGUGUCAUUAGCUGCACAGAAAUUUAUAUCCGAAAUUGCAAAUGAUGCUUUGCAACAUUGCAAGACACGUGGAGCCAAUCAGAAUACAAAAACAAAAGGAAAAGAUCGGCGUUACACUCUUACUAUGGAGGAUCUAACACCAGCAGUUGCAGAAUAUGGCAUUAUAGUUAAAAAGCCACAUUAUUUUGUUUGA